AUGAAUCCUUCAAGCAAAGCGGCGCCAAUGACAAAAGAUGAGACGAUGCUCCUCGUGCAGCUUGUGGCGGGCGUGGCGGCAAGUGCAUUUAUAAAUAACAAAGCAACAAAUGCCACUAAUAACAAACUCAAGGACCAGGCUUGGCAAACAUUAGCUGUUGAUUUUAAUUCGUCAGUUUCAAGUUACCAAAGAACUCCAGCGCAGCUACGUUUAAAAUGGGGUAACUUGAAGAAGGCCGCUCGUAAACGCUGCGCAAACAUGAGAAUCAGCCGUAAUAAGACCGGAGGAGGGAAUGACUACUUUCCACCUGACGAAGUCCUGGACAAAGUGGCAUCUUUAUUAGGCAACACAUGCACAGGUUUUUCUGUGGAGUUUGGUGGGGAUGCCACCAUUCCAAACGUUUCUUUGGUGAUGGCUGAAAUAGAGAAUGAUGUAGAGGUGAUAUGUAAUGAAACGCUAGAUGAUGCUGAUGGUACUUAUGGUGGAGGUGGUGAUAAGAGGGAGGUGUUGAAAGAAACACAAUUACUUGAGACACCUCCCCCCCCUAAACAUAAAAAUUUUUACAUAAGUAAAGCUAGUGGCAGUGGUGCAUUGGCCAAGCGGAAACAAAGGAUGGAAGAGGAAAAGUGUAAGGCCCGCAUUAUGAGGGAAAAUGCUCUUACCGAAUAUUUAGUUGUUAAGAAAAGAAAAAUCGAAUUAGAAAAUGAGGAAAAGGAGUUACAUAUAGCUAAACUUAAGUUAGAAUUAGAUAAGGCUAGAUUAGAAAAUUAA
Messenger RNA from Arctia plantaginis, 771 nucleotides. NCBI's taxonomy places the organism in Eukaryota, Metazoa, Arthropoda, Insecta, Lepidoptera, Erebidae. The record is from the annotation of a GenBank genome assembly.